AGCACCUGUCGCUAAGGAGUGCAUAGGUCCCAGUUACUCGUCAUGAAGGUAUUCAGAUUAGAUUAGACAGUCAUACGGACAACAUGGUGACAGUUCCCUUCUCCCUCGUUCUCCUGGCCCUGGCAACCACAGGAUGCCUGGCGGCCGACAACACCCUACGCUUCAUCGUGAUCGGCGACAACGGUGGUGCGGACACCUACCCCUACACCACACCCCUCGAGCUGGGCACGGCCGACCGCAUGGCCAUGUGGGCGAAGAAGAUGGGCGGAAUCCACUUCGUGAUGGAACUGGGCGACAACUUCUACGACUACGGUAUUAAAGACGUGGAUGACGCACGAUUUCAGAACACCUUCGAGGACGUGUACACCGCCCCAUCUCUGCAGGUUCCGUGGUACAUCGUGGCCGGCAACCACGACCAUCGCGGCAACGUCUCUGCUGAGAUUAUGUACUCCAAGAAAUCCAACAAAUGGCGGUUCCCCGACUUCUACUACCCCCUGAGCUUCAACAUCCCCAACAGUAACGCCUCCAUCGACUUUGUCAUGAUUGACACUGUGGUGCUCUGUGGACAAGCCGACGAUGUCAUACUGCAUCCGGAAGGACCCGAGGACGUCAAGGCCGCUGCUUCCCAGUGGGUCUGGAUUGACCAACAGCUGCGUUCCAGCAAGGCCACCUAUCUGUUCACUGCUGGCCACUACCCGGUGUUGUCUGUCGCCGAGCACGGCCCUACUCUGGCCCUGGUGGCCAUGCUGCAGCCCCUACUGUACAAGCACCGAGCCAGCGGCCACAUGUGUGGACAUGACCACAACCUCCAGCACCUGCAGGAGACGAAGGACGACGUGACCUUGGACUUCAUCCUGUCUGGGUGUGCUGACAAGAUGGACACUAGCGAGGCUCAUAAGGACAGCGUCCCGGAGGGAAGUUCAAAGUUCCACUGGGCCGACCCAACCAGCAAGGGUGGGUUUGUGUAUGUCGAGGCCUCAGCAGAAAAGAUGGUGUCCACCUUCAUCAGUGCCGAGGGUGACAUCCUGUACAACACCACUACCUAUCCAAGGGAGCUGAACUAAAUAGCUGAUGAAUUUGUAAAUAUCUGGCGUUGGGAUUAAACACAUUAAAGCAA
Haliotis rubra (blacklip abalone) is the source of this 1117-nucleotide messenger RNA. RefSeq names its product tartrate-resistant acid phosphatase type 5-like. The coding region runs from base 84 to 1064 and encodes 326 amino acids. Gene Ontology annotation, molecular function: ferric iron binding; ferrous iron binding; acid phosphatase activity. NCBI's taxonomy places the organism in Eukaryota, Metazoa, Mollusca, Gastropoda, Lepetellida, Haliotidae. The transcript is spliced from 6 exons. The record is from RefSeq and is a predicted model, not a curated record.